GGCAUCUAGUUCUAUGUAGUUUACGGCAACAUGUUGGAGACAGUGCUAUGUGCUGGGGUGGUGAGCAGAGUGAGUUCAGUUCUUCAGCGGGAUGUUAAGCAGUUCGGCAAACAGUUCCUCUUUGACCGAAAGGAAGAAACAUGCUGGAACUCUGAUCAGGGAUCAUCUCAGUGGAUUACACUGGAAUUCCCACACAAGAUCUGCAUAUCAGAAAUCCACAUCCAGUUCCAAGGUGGCUUUUCCAGCAGGAGCUGCAUACUAGAAGGAGGCCUUAAAGAAGGUGAACUAGUGAAGAUUGCUGAAUUUUACCCAGAAGAUAACCAUACCCUUCAAAAAUUUAAUUUUCCAGAGGAGUAUACUGAAAAACUGCGUCUCUGCUUUCCCAACAGUACAGAUUUCUUUGGGAGGAUUGUGGUCUACCACCUCGAUGUGCUGGGGCGCAAGAACUGAAACUGCACUACAGUGGAUUAGGAUCAGUAACCAGCAAUUGUUUUUGGUAUAAGGAGUCCAAUCAACUGCGCUACAUCUUAAUGCCAAGAGUACAAUUAAGUGUACUAUAGACGCUACAGUCCAGUUAUAAAGAUGAUAUCAAGUGACCUUUACAUUCUGCUUGGACCUCUAUCGAACUGAAACUUGCACAUUCAAGGCUUUUUAGUGGGCCAAAUGUUAUUUUAUUAUUAAAAUGAAAGCUAAAAUUAAAAAUGUCAAAUAUUUAUAAUAAAUUGACUAAAAGCUU
Molecule: messenger RNA, 736 nt
Organism: Bufo gargarizans (Asiatic toad)
Lineage: Eukaryota; Metazoa; Chordata; Amphibia; Anura; Bufonidae
Gene: NR2C2AP
Product: nuclear receptor 2C2 associated protein
Exons: 5
Coding region: 31-450 (139 amino acids)
Source: RefSeq, a predicted model, not a curated record